Messenger RNA from Drechmeria coniospora, 1467 nucleotides. RefSeq lists its product as uncharacterized. NCBI's taxonomy places the organism in Eukaryota, Fungi, Ascomycota, Sordariomycetes, Hypocreales, Ophiocordycipitaceae. Bases 1 to 1467 code for a protein of 488 amino acids. Gene Ontology annotation, biological process: cell division. The transcript is spliced from 3 exons. The record is from RefSeq and is a predicted model, not a curated record. Gene Ontology annotation, cellular component: plasma membrane.
AUGGCUUCUCACAGUGACCCGACGAUGGUCUAUGCCAUCGAGGGCAUCACGGCGACGCACAUCGUCAAUGGCACUGAGCAUUCUCUGACGCCCUCGGGCCCCCAGACGCUCUCCCUCCUCAUGGUGCCAACCUCGUCCGACUUCGCGGAUCCCUCGGCUGCCGAACAAGACUUUUACCUGCACCUGCAUCUCCCGCCCGAGCUCGACCUCCCCAUGCCGGCGACGACGCAGAUCUACCACCAGCCACCGACGAGCUACCUCAUCCCGCGCUGGGACCUCGGCCCGGACAGCGGCGCCUUUACCCGCAUCGAGUUUCCCGCCAUCGGCAGCAGGCCUGGGCUCCAGGAGGAUGUCGACACCUUCGAGACCAUCCUGGCCCAGUGCACCGCCUUUCUCGAGCGUGCGUCGGCGCCAAAACCCAACGUGGAUGGGUCGCGGGGCGCCAAGGCGACGGGAACGAGCGAGAAACCGCCCCCGUAUAACCCAUCCGAUUACGAAGCCGGCGAGGGUUACGUCCAGGGCAGCCGCUCGGCCGAGCGCCGCCACAGCCGCAUCGUCCUGGUCGACGAGGGGGAUGGCAGCGUCAUCGGCGAGCUCAGCGACGGCUUCCGCGUCGUCGAGAACAGUGCCGUUCACGCCGGAACCAAGGAUCCCGUCGAGAUCGCGUUUCCUGUCGAUGGUUCCCACAACAUCUCGGUCCAGCCGCUCUCCCUCGAGGACGAGAUGCAUCCGGCCUAUAAAAAGUCGACCAUGGUCAGCACGGCGAGCAAGGCGUCGCGCCUCAUCGUCACCACGUCCGACUACGUCUCCAAGACGCUGAUAUCGCAGGCCGACAGCUUCGCGAGGAACACCAAGCCGGCCGCAAGCCCCGUGUCCUUUACGCCUACCACGCACGCUCACAUCCGCCGCAUCAACACCAUGUCUGCCAAGGCCGCAGGUCUCUCCGCCGCCACCGUCGGCUCGCUGUCCAAGGUGGCCCAGAACGUCGGUGCCCACAUGACCAAGGGCAAGGACGGCUGCGCCCGCGGCUACGACAAGGACGGCAAGGUCGUCGAGGCCUACAAACCCGGCGUCUUGAACAAGAGCCUGAUGGCCUUCAACACCGUCAUCGACGGCGUCGAGCAAGCCGGACGGACCCUGCUCAGCGGAACCUCCUCGAGCGCCUCCACCGUCGUCGGCCACCGCUGGGGCCCUGAGGCGGGUGAGGUCGCCAGCCAUAUCGGCAGCGGCUUCAAGAACGUCGGCCUCGUCUACAUCGACGUCACCGGCGUAUCGCGCCGCGCCAUCCUCAAGGGUGUCGCGAAGGGUAUGGUUGUCGGAAGGGUCAAGGGCGGCGGCCAGGUCAUCGUCGGCACCGGCGAUGGAGUCGAGCUGGCCCCCGAGGGGGCCAAGGGAAGCGGUCAGGCCGAGGCCGGGAGCGCUUCCGGCGGACAGGAUGACUCGAAGAAGAGACCGUUGUACGAGUAG